Nymphaea colorata (pocket water lily) is the source of this 2243-nucleotide messenger RNA. Its product is annotated as glutamyl-tRNA reductase 2-like. Gene Ontology annotation, molecular function: NADP binding; glutamyl-tRNA reductase (NADP+) activity. Lineage: Eukaryota; Viridiplantae; Streptophyta; Magnoliopsida; Nymphaeales; Nymphaeaceae. The coding region runs from base 266 to 1888 and encodes 540 amino acids. The transcript is spliced from 3 exons. Gene Ontology annotation, biological process: tetrapyrrole biosynthetic process. The record is from RefSeq and is a predicted model, not a curated record.
GCGUGUGAAGCGGCAGCCAAUCAUCGCGCUCCCUUCGGAUGCUGCUGAAAUUUCUCCACCGCCACUCCCCUGCCCCACCACCCAUUAACCCGCCACCACCAGUCCCUCCUUAUUGCCACAGAGGGCUCCUCCUCGUCCCCGUUUCCCAGAGCCUCUUCAAUCGUGCCCCGACUUUCUUUCCCUGCGUCCCGGAGCGCGCUUGCGUCAGCGAUCGCCGGCCGUCGUGGGCAGCGGGGAAGGGAAGUGAACGAGGUCUUUUGUUCUCAUGGCGACCGCUAACGGUUUCGCGACAGCCAUGGCGGGGACGACUGUGGAGAGCUUUCUCUGCAGGACGCAGAGGCCCUCUCAGCUCGGUGUCGGUGGUGCCUCUCACCGGCGACCCAGAUUCCCGAAACCGAAUGGCAGACCGGCAACGGUGAGCCCCAGAUGCGAAGUCACGUCCAACGUGGGGUUGCAGGACUCCAAGGCCUCGAGUAUAUCUGCACUUGAGCAGCUGAAAACCUCUGCCCUCGAUCGUUACACGAAGGAAAGAAGCAGUAUCUUGGUAAUAGGGCUUAGUGUUCACACGGCUCCGGUGGAGAUGCGUGAGAAGCUUGCGAUUCCUGAAGCGGAAUGGCCGCGUGCCAUUGAGGAGCUCUGCAGCUUGAACCAUAUAGAAGAAGCUGCCGUUUUGAGCACGUGCAAUCGGAUGGAAAUUUAUGUGGUGGCUCUUUCUUGGCACAGAGGGAUUUCAGAAGUCAUGGAAUGGAUGUCCAAGACAAGCGGUAUUCCUGUUUCCGAGCUCAGGCAGCAUCUGUUUCUGCUUCGUGAUAAUGAUGCUACACAACAUCUGUUCCAAGUAUCUGCAGGACUGGACUCUCUUGUGCUUGGGGAGGGCCAGAUUCUUGCCCAGGUUAGGCAGGUCGUCAAGGUUGGCCAAGGUGUUGUGGGGUUCGGAAGAAACAUUAGCGGGCUUUUCAAGCAUGCUAUCACUGCAGGCAAAAGGGUCCGAACAGAAACUAACAUUUCAGCGGGAGCUGUUUCAGUUAGCUCAGCGGCUGUUGAGUUGGCCUUAAUGAAGCUGCCGAACUCUGAUCCCAAUUCUGCUAGGAUGCUAGUGAUAGGUGCUGGAAAAAUGGGAAAACUAGUUAUCAAGCAUCUAGCCUCGAAAGGGUGUACUCAGGUGGUGGUGGUGAACAGAUCAGAGGGGAGAGUUUCUGCAAUUCGUGAUGAGAUCAAGGAUAUUGAGAUAGUAUACAAGCCUUUCACAGACAUGGCCUCCUCUGCAGCUGAAGCAGACGUAGUGUUCACCAGCACAGCUUCGGAGACACCAUUGUUCUCGAAGGAAGAGGUAGAGAAACUCCCACCUGCCAGUUCAGGAGUUGCGGGUGUCAGGAUGUUUGUCGACAUAUCAGUUCCUCGCAAUGUUAGUGCAUGCGUAUCUGAACUUGAUUCUGCUCGGGUGUACAAUGUGGAUGAUCUCAGGGAAGUGGUGGAAGCCAACAAAGAAGAUCGCUACCGGAAAGCCAUGGAAGCUCAAGCUAUCAUUACAGACGAGCUGAAGCAGUUUGAGGCAUGGAGAGAUUCUCUAGAAACAGUGCCCACGAUAAAGAAGCUGAGGGCUUAUGCAGAAAAAAUCCGAACUGCAGAAUUAGAGAAAUGCAUGUCGAAGAUGGGUGAAGAUAUGACGAAGAAGGAAGUGAGGGCUAUUGAUGACCUUAGCAGGGGCAUUGUGAACAAGCUUCUCCAUGGGCCCAUGCAACACUUAAGAUGUGAUGGCACUGAUAGCCGAACCCUGAGUGAAACUCUUGAGAACAUGCACGCACUUGAACGGAUGUUCAGUCUGGAAACUGAUUUGUCUAUCCUGGAGCAGAAGAUAAGAUCUAAGGUUGAGCAGAGCCAGAAGUGAACUAUCCUUCCCCUCCUGUAAUUUUCUGAUACUCAUCUUCGGUGUCUGCAUUCAUACCUAUUGCUCCAAAACUGAGUGCUUAAAUAAGAGGAAGAUUCUCCUCAGCUAGUUUUAUUCAUGGGAGCUUGUAGAUUCUUCAAUCUUUGAGAAGCUAUAUCUGUAUUCUUGUGUUCCUAUUUCUGCUAAGACACCUUCAAGCACAGCAAGAAAAAUAGGAGGCCAGAGUCAAGUUCUGUACCAUAAGAGGUAAUUGGGCUGCUAGGGAUAGCGGUGAUGUGUUUACUUCUGAGAGCUAAACUUGUUUCAUGUAAUUUAACAGUUGUUUGAUUUUAGUUCAAACUCUUUUCCCGUUAUA